CGGAGUUAUACAGAAUGCAGACUAAGGUCUGAGACGCUCAGUGAGUUGAUAGUGAGACAGAAAAUUUGAAUCUGGCGAUGGAUCUCAAUCACCUGCUCGACGCUCUACUCCCUUCGUGGACUUCGGCUGCCAUGCUACUCGCCUUCUUCGUUUAUCUGGCAAUUGUUGGAUCUCUUCUUCCCGGAAAGCUCGUUCCCGGCGUCACCUUGUCCGAUGGCACUCGCCUCCACUAUCGUUGCAAUGGUUUGUUAUCGCUUCUUCUGUUCGUUUUGCUACUUGGGGUUGGAGCAUGGAUGGGUCUUGUAUCGCCUACUGCAAUAGCAGACAGAGGGCUUGAGCUUUUGUCUACAACAUUUAUAUUCAGUUUUUUGGCAACUUUGGCACUCUAUGUUGUUGGAUGCAAGUCCAGAGAUCGCAGCUCAUCUCUGAAGCCUCGUGUAUCUGGGAACUUAAUCCAUGACUGGUGGUUUGGGAUACAGCUUAAUCCUCAAUUCAUGGGCAUUGAUCUCAAAUUUUUCUUUGUUAGAGCUGGAAUGAUGGGAUGGUUACUUAUCAAUCUUUCAGUUCUUGCAAAAUGUAUUCAAGAAGGCAACUUAAACCGAUCCAUGGUUCUCUACCAGCUAUUUUGUGCCCUGUAUAUUAUCGACUACUUCAUCUAUGAAGAAUUUAUGACCUCCACAUGGGAUAUAAUUGCGGAGAGACUGGGGUUCAUGCUGGUUUUUGGCGAUCUAGUGUGGAUCCCUUUCACCUUCAGCAUUCAGGGUUGGUGGCUUUUAAGCAACAAAGUGGAGCUAACAACAGCUGCUUUAAUUGCCAAUUGUCUUUCUUUCGUGAUUGGGUAUCGUGUAUUUAGAGGAGCAAACAAGCAGAAGCAUGUCUUCAAAAAGAACCCUAAAGCUCCAAUAUGGGGGAUGCCUCCAAAAGUUGUUGGGGGGAAAUUGCUGGCUUCUGGCUAUUGGGGAAUUGCACGGCAUUGUAAUUACCUAGGGGAUUUGUUACUUGCCCUCUCCUUCAGUUUACCGUGCGGAAUAAGCUCCCUAGUUCCAUACUUCUAUCCCAUAUAUCUUCUUAUUUUGCUAAUAUGGAGGGAGAGAAGGGAUGAUGCCCGCUGUGCUGAGAAGUAUAAAGAAGUUUGGGAAGAAUAUUGUAAGCUUGUCCCUUGGAGGAUAUUGCCAUAUGUUUAUUAGCGGGUGAGGGAUCAUUCACUGUUGUGAAUUUUGGGAUAUCAUCAAACUAAUGCAAAUGCAUGUGCAGAUAGAGAUGUAGAUCUGAUUAAUUUCUGUUGUGUGACUGCAGGAAAUAUCGACUUUAGUUGUCCAGAUUCUACUUUCUGAUUGAGCUGUUUUAAGCUUAAAUUCUGUGCAUUUCAUACUAUCGCUGAAUUAGAAUCCGGCUUGUGAAUUGUGAAA
This is a messenger RNA of Ipomoea triloba (trilobed morning glory), 1409 nucleotides long. Its product is annotated as delta(14)-sterol reductase. Gene Ontology annotation, biological process: sterol biosynthetic process. NCBI's taxonomy places the organism in Eukaryota, Viridiplantae, Streptophyta, Magnoliopsida, Solanales, Convolvulaceae. The record is from RefSeq and is a predicted model, not a curated record. The transcript is spliced from 13 exons. Gene Ontology annotation, cellular component: endoplasmic reticulum membrane. Bases 78 to 1187 code for a protein of 369 amino acids. Gene Ontology annotation, molecular function: Delta14-sterol reductase activity.